This is a messenger RNA of Coregonus sp. 'balchen', 16914 nucleotides long. Lineage: Eukaryota; Metazoa; Chordata; Actinopteri; Salmoniformes; Salmonidae. The record is from the annotation of a GenBank genome assembly.
UUAAAUAUUUAGUUAGCUAGCUGCUAUCUGCGGAAGAAGAGGCACGUUGCAGCUAAAAAAACAAGCAUUGUUUUUGAGCUGAUUACGUGGUAGACUUUUUGUAAAUUCGGUCACCGAUUAUAAUUCCUAUAACCAAGGUAACGUUAGCUGGGCAUAAACAGCGUUGCGUUCUCCGAUUUGGGCUUACUAGAUAGUGAACUCGAUUAGCUAGCUUAUUUAGCUAGCUAGCGUCAACUGAGUGAGGUUUUUUUUUUUUCACUGACGACAUGGCUCACUCCCCGGUUCAGAGUGGCAUUCCAGGGAUGCAGGUAAGUUAUUUCACCGUCCUGUCAGCUUAUCAAGUGGUCGGUCUCCUUCAAUUUAUUUGCAGUACUUUUAAAGUUUAGCAAACACCCUAGCUGCUGUAACGUCGUUACUGACUCAAGGAAGUCGACUUUAUUAUUGAUAUUGUCACACCCACACUAGCUAGUUGUGUUAACUCGUUUUUUUACUAGCUAGUCAACUAUGGGAAGACAUAAGGUAUUGGAUAAUUUGCACCUGAAAGAGGCCCACUGAUGAGGCCAAUCUAUUUUGUCAUAUGUAUGUUGAGCAGAGAUGUGGCCAUAUUGGCCCCAUGUGUUGUAGCAUGUCUCUGCCAGUGCUGCUGUAGUCCCUUUUAGAAUCCAGAGUGGAAUACUUAAAUAUCCGUUGAAUACUAAUACGUUUUUCCCGAAAAAUGUACCAUACCGCCAACGUUUUUCCGCCUUUUCUUUGUAUCUGAUAGGUAUUGCCGGUAUCAAAUUCGAAUAUUUUAUUUCCGCCAAACCACCUAGUAAUCAUUUCAGUGAAGUUCAACCUACAGGCUUAAGUAAGAAACGUAGCAGCAAUGCUGAGGCGGCAUUUCACUUACACUAAGCUCUUAAACUCUUGAUGGUUGCUAGGCAGCGCCCUGUUACCAUCCUCCUGGCAGUUCUAAACUUUGCAUAGCCCAUAACUAAGCAGUGGUGUAAAAAUAAUUUAAAGUACUACUUAAGUCGUUUUUUGGGGUAUCUGUACUUUACUAUUGAUAUUUUUGACUACUUUUACUUAAUUCCUAAAGAAAAUAAUGUACUUUUUACGCCAUACAUUUUCCCUGACACCCAAAAGUACUUGUUUACCCUUUGCAAAGAGCAAAUAACACACCAGAUUUCGCGGACUUCACUAAAGGGCGUUAACGUUAGAGUUGAACGUUCUUAACAUGGCAUUUGCGUUACAUUUGGGCAUAUUAUCCAUUGUGUCACGUCACCCAACACCCUACCAUGACACUUCAUGUAACAGUAUAUGGCCAGUGUGCACUUUUGCACUUCAUUGAGCUGGCAAGCUUCUAUCUACUCAGCACUCACCGUAGAAGCAGUAACAGUUAGUUCACUUUCCUCUCCGAAUGGUAUUUGAUGCUGGGUGAUAGUGUCCAGUCUUGCUGUAGCGCGCCAAGACAAGAUAGGCUUAUAGCCAUGUAAAGAGCGCCCUCUUCAGGACAAAUAAUGAAAUUCAAAACAAAAAGUAAUUCUAUGAAGAUCAGCUUUUUUUUUUGCAUUUUCGCCUCAUUUUAUAUCGGUCCUUUUCGGUGGAUUAAACACCGAUACAAAAACAUUGGUAAAAGUUCAAAUAUCGGCCAAUUUUUUAAUUUUUUAUGUCGUUCUACCGAUAAAUUGGUCGGGCUCUAUUUUUUUAGGCCAACUUCUUUCAGAUUGAAUAUCCAUGGGGUAACCAUGGUAACAGUCUGAUGUAUUAGGCCAGGGGUUCCCAACCUUUUUCACUCUGGCCCCACUUCCAGCAUUGGGGAACAUCCCGCGCCCCCCCGUGCACGCACACCUCUAUUUCUAUGGGCACAUUUUGUCAUAGGAUGCAAAGAAAAUGUUGCAGUUUUAAAGAACAUUUCCUUGCAAUUCUAUACAUUUUGCCAUGUCUAAUGUGUAUUCAUGUGAUAUUAGUGAAAAAAAAAUUACAACAAUCUCUAUGGGCUACAAAACCUAAAUAAAAUUGUUUUAGCUGACAUGGGCUAGUUGAUCUGGACAUUUCUGACAAGUUAUCAAUAACUCUCUAAGGUAUACAAUGACUAACACGACAAGAGGAACUGAUGAUGCACUACCCAAUUUCGAAAUUGCACCUUGUGCAUUCUACUAUUACAACUUUCAAGAGUAAGUUUAAAGCUGGACUGAGUUCCUUAAAAAAAAAAAAAACCUAGGGUGCGCCCCACAGUUUGGGAACCACUGUAUUAGGCAACCAUUCCGUUUAUUUUUUUAAUUUUUUUUACCCCUUUUUCUACCCAAUUGGUAGUUACAGUGUUGUCCCAUCGCUGCAACUCCCGUACGGACUCCAGGCCUGCCGCAGGAGUCGCUAGAGUGCGAUGGGACAAGGACAUCCCGGCUGGCCAAACCCUCCGGUAACCCGGACGACACUGGGCCAAUUGUGCGCCGCCUCAUUUUGUUACGUUACAGCCUUAUUCUAAAAUUAAAUACAUUGUUAUUUUUUGCAAAUGUAUAAAAACAAAAAAAAGCGAUUACAGCCUUGAGUCUACUUGGGUAUGACACUACAAGCUUGGCACACCUGUAUUUGGGGAGUUUCUCCCAUUCUUCAUUGCAGAUCCUCUCAAGCUCAGGUAAGGUUGGAUGGGAAGUGUCGCUGCACAGCUAUUUUCAGGUCUCUCCAGAGAUGUUCGAUCAAGUUCAAUUCCGGGCUCUGGCCACUCAAGGACAUUCAGAGACUUGUCCUGAAGCUACUCCUGCGUUGUCUUGAAUGUGUGCUUAGGGUCGUUGUGCUGUUUUAAGGUGAACCUUCGUCCCAGUCUGAGGUCCUGAGUGCUCUGGAGCAGGUUUUCAUCAAGGAUCUCUCUGUACUUUUCUCCGUUCAUCUUUGCCUCGAUCCUGACUAGUCUCCCAGUCCCUGCCGCUGAAAAACAUCCCCACAGCAUGAUGCUGCCACCACCAUGCUUCACCGUAGGGAUGGUGCCAGGUUUCCUUCAGACGUGAUGCUUGGCAUUCAGGCUAAAGAGUUCAAUCUUGGUUUCAUCAGACCAGAGAAUCUUGUUUCUCAUGGUCUGAGAGUCCUUUAGGUGCCUUUUGGCAAACUCCAAGCAGGCUGUCAUGUGCCUUUUACUGAGAAGAGGCUUCCGUCUCCCGAGUGCUGCAGAGAUGGUUGUCCUUCUGGAAGGUUCUCCCAACUCCACAGAGGAACUCUGGAGCUCUGUCAGAGUGAGCAUUGGGUUCUUGGUCACCUCCCUGACCAAGGCCCUUCGCCCCUGAUUGCUCAGUUUGGCCAGGCGACCAGCUCUAGGAAGAGUCUUGGUGGUUCCAAACAUCUUCCAUUUAAGAAUGAUGGAGCCCACUGUGUUCUGCAAUGCUGCAGAAAUGUUUUGGUACCUUUCCCCAGAUCUGUGCCUCAACAAUAUCCUGUCUCGGAGCUCUACGGACAAUUCCUUCGACCUCAUGGCAUGGUUUUUGCUCUGACAUCCACUGUCAACUGUGGGACCAUAUAUAGACAGGUGUGUGCCUUUCCAAAUCAUGUCCAAUCAAUUGAAUUGACCACAAUCAAGUUGUAGAAACAUAUCAAGGAUGAUCAAUGGAAACAGGAUGCACUUGAGCUCAAUUUCGAGUCUCAUAGCAAAGGGUCUGAAUACUUAUGUAAAUCAGGUAUUUCUGUUAUUUUUAAUACAUUUGCCAAAAUGUCUAAACCUGUUUUCGCUUUGUCAUUAUGGGGUAUUGUGUGUAAAAUGUAAUCCAUUUUAGAAUAAGGCUGUAACAUUACAACAAGUGGAAAAAGUCAAGGGGUCUGAAUACUUUCCGAAUGCACUGUAUCAGCUAUUUAGUAUGUUGCUAGAAUAAGAAGUUACGGGCUAAUUAAGAGUAUGCUUGCCAUUUUAGCCAAAUCCUCAGCCAUAAGUUGGAUGCAAAACAUUCCUUUAGUAUUACACUAAUGCACAUUACGUUUUUGCGUUUUUCUCAGAGGCCAUGCAUUCUAAGGAGGACUCAAAGGAUAAAUGAAUAAACACAUUUUAAUCAAUAAGUAAACAUAAUAGACAAAACCCCAACAUGGCCGAUUCCUCAUGAAAAUUAGAACAAAAAGAGACCAUUAUUUUGGGGAUUUUCACUAAAUGUUAUCCAUAGAAGGGUCCUUUAGAGGAAGGAUUGUUGACAUAUAUUUGACAUUUGUAUCUUAACUUCCAAACUAGCAGAAAUCCCACUCUGGAACUUUGAUAGCCCCUAGAGUAUAUUAUGUUCAACAAUAUAUUGACAAAUUUGCCAAAUCAAAAAUGGUAUUUUCUAUAUUAAUGUUUAUAUUUUUCAAUCUUCAUGAAUUAAUGUAAGCAAAUUAUUCAAAUGUAAGUACUACUCAUAUUACAGAGCAAGUGGUAAAGCUUCAUAUGACACCAGUUUUUGCUUCGUAGCGCUUACAGAUUAAACAUUAUGGUGUCUUAAAGUAGGCCUGGGUAAGGCCAAAAGGUCACAAAUGCUCCAACUUCAAUGAAUUAUUUCUCAAUUACGCUUUAAUGUCAUAUAUACAAAUGUCAAAUAUGUCAACAAUCCUCCAAAGGAUCCUUCUAUUGAUUACAUUUUUGAAAGUCCCCAAUAUCAUGGUUAUGUUCUAGUUUCGUGAGGACUCACCCACAUGUUAUUGAGGUGUCUGCUAUUUUUUAGGCAGUGGAAAGUAAAUCUUUACUCUUUAACAAGAAAGCUGCCAGCACAUUACUUAUCUCGUAAAAAUGAGGUCACUUGGUCUUUCCCCAUUCAGACAAUGGGAAUAUGACUGACAUUCUCAUGAGGCGCUGUGGCAUAUCCUUGAGUAGGGCUGUGACAGUCAUGGAAAUUUGGAUGACUGUUAUUGGUCAGCCAAAUGACCGUUGUCACUGUUACAAGUUUUUAUUUAAUUUUACAUUUUUAAAAGAGGCACAUUUUCUCUUCUCCUCCGCUCCUGACUGCAUGUGCUGCUGCUGCAGGCAGGAGGGCGUUGUCUGGUAAACCGAAGACUUGUUUGCUUGUUUAAGCAAGGACCGAAUGUUUAAUCAUAUAAAGAGUCCAUGUAACCGCGGAAACAAACUCAAUUGCUGAAAUGCCCGGCUGUCCAGUCUUCAGUCACCAGUUUGUUCCACCCACAAAAAAAAAAAAAAUUGGUUGACAGUUAUUUAAUUUUCAUGACGGUCUUCGUCCAUAAUCGUCGAUUACAUGAUUAUACAGUAAUUGUGCUAGCCCUAGCCUUUAGCUGCAUGAAUAGAGCCAUGUUUCACCUCCAUACUGUCCUCGCCUUAAUAGUGGCAACCUGGUUCAUGCUGUGUCCAACAUGGGCUUGGACAGGGGAGAGCAGGCCCAGAGGGCGAUAUGGAAUGUGUAUAUGGGGCGGUGGGAGCCGAUGAGCCUCAGGGUGCGGACUGACUGCAGUGGACCACACAAUCGGUGCAGCUGGUAGAGGAUCAAACGCAUGCUUUUAGAGGGAGGUUUCAGGCAGCUUUAGCAGUUGUGAUAAAUCUGCUGACUGUGGGAACAGCAAGUGUUUUCCCAGCAUGUGGAAUCUGUAGUCACAGUGCCCAGUGUUGUUUUUCCCAUUGUGACCACCAAAGUCAGACUCAACAGGAUGAUUUCACCUGGAUGACCACUCUGCUGUUGUGACAGGCUUUUGUUUGCCUCACUUUAUUGUUCUUCACCCCCCCUUUCACAGUCUCUUGACAUAAGGCUCUCUUGGAAACUUAAAUUAAUGAGUCCUCUCUCUCCCUUUUUUUGUGGAGCAGAUUUACAACAUUCUCUAGGGGAUGUCUUGAGAGCAAUGGCUGCACAGGCAUUGUUUAUCUGGUAAAUUAAACUAUCAUUCUGGUGCAAGCAAAUCAAGUCACUCUCUCUCUCUCUCUCCAGAAUGUCCCUUAAUGGGUAUCAAAAUGCGAUUACUGUGUAGGAUAUGAAAUCUUUAUGCCUCUAUUGAAAUUAAUUGGACAUCGUUCGCCGAUUUUAAAGCGGAAUGUAUUGUGACUGGAAAAUGUUCCUUCACACUAUUUUUGUCAUGCAUGUUAUGUUAUGCUGCAACAAAAGUGCUUAUGCUUCAGACAGUUAAUCGUUGCACUGCAGGAAGUAUAAAGAUGUUAUUGGUUCCUGCUUUGGGACUACAAAGCUGUGACCCCCCCCCCCCCCCCCGCACCAGAUUAAUUUGUAUUAUUAUAGUAUUUCAUGAUCUGCCUAAUGAAGCAUGAAGAACUAAACGCAGGCCUAAUACAUUUACUUUCUAUUCAUUUAGUAGCAGAGUAUGUUGUGCAAAGCCUAUAGAGCUAUUAUGUAGCCUUCGUUCACACGCUACAGGUUCAUAAAUGCAAUGCAUAGCUUUAGAACCUUGUAUAAAAUCAUUAUCUUGAAGAGCGAGGCACCUUUGCAACCCACUAGUGCCAGACAGGCAUACUUUGCAUUGAAUAGUCAGCCUAGGUAAUAUUUAGUAACACUUUACUUUAGCCCCCUCUGUCAUAAAGCCAAAUGUCAUAGAAUAAAUAGACAUGAACACACUAGGCUAAUUGAAACGUACCACGGCGUGCUCCUCUGCAGUGUCAAUGUUUAUGCAAAAUGUUGUUUCACAUCUACAUUCUGCAUCUUGCCAUUUGCUCUAAAAGGCCUAGCUUGUUUGAAAUGCACCAUACACAUUUUGUUGACCUUUAUAACCCAGAUAUGAAACCUUUUAGGUAGGGACCUCACGAUAUGAUACUUAUCAUGAUACUUCAGUGCCGAUGCGAUUCUCACUAUUCUAUAUGCAUUGCGAUUCGAUACUGUGAUUUUAAUUGCGAUUCGACGUUCCAAAUAUAUUGCUCACCAAAUGUCUGCAGCGGGACAAGAGGGAGCCAUGAGAAAACACGUUUUGAUCAGUCAUGGAAAUAAGUGCUGAAAACAAAUUGGCUCCAUAUUUAAAAAUACAUUUAGGUGCUGGUACAGCCAACUAGCGCAAAAAUAAUAUUGCAAUAUUGUCAAAACUAUACGAUAUAUUGGCAAAAGUAAUAUCCCAAUAUGUAAUAUUGUUUUUCCACAACACCACUUUUAGGCCUAUUAUUUAAACCCAAACAGGCUACAACCUAUGCUAAAUAUCUUGAUUGCAUGGUCCUUAUUUACCUGUAGUUGAAUCAUGCCUGCUCUGCUGUUUUUACUCCAACCCACUUUGUUUCUCUCCUUCCCUCAGAACUUUAAAGCUGAUCCAGAGGAGCUGUUCACCAAGCUGGAGAGGAUAGGGAAAGGCUCUUUUGGAGAGGUGUUCAAAGGCAUUGACAAUCGGACUCAGAAAGUAGUGGCCAUUAAGAUAAUUGACCUUGAGGAGGCAGAGGAUGAAAUCGAAGACAUCCAACAGGAAAUAACAGUCCUUAGCCAGUGUGACAGUCCCUUUGUUACCAAGUAUUAUGGAUCAUAUCUGAAGGUAAGUUGACUAAACCAAAUGUUAUCUCAGAAUGCUGUGAGAAAGGAUUUUGGCUAGUCAAUCCACAUAUUGUCCUUAUUUUUUGUAUUAUUUUUUUACUCAAAGUGAUGUUCUUUUUCUACACACAUUUAAGGUGCUGUGCUCUAUUUGUGUUGCAGAUUUGGUGUAGUUGUUUUAGGUAUAGUUGUGUCAGUGGUGGUAUGUUUAACAAUUGCAGACAACUGUAUGUGGGUCAAUAAAUCAUUCAUACGGGCAAUGGGACAAGGCUCCCAUGAAUUGUGCCUGAGCGUUAGGCCUAUGGCAUGGGUUGGCACUAGUGCUGGCGAACAGAACACACAGGCAUACAUCGCACUUCACUUCACAUUGGCCUAUAUUACCUACAGUGGGGAAAAAAAGUAUUUAGUCAGCCACCAAUUGUGCAAGUUCUCCCACUUAAAAAGAUGAGAGAGGCCUGUAAUUUUCAUCAUAGGUACACGUCAACUAUGACAGACAAAAUGAGAAAAGAAAUUCCAGAAAAUCACAUUGUAGGAUUUUUAAUGAAUUUAUUUGCAAAUUAUGGUGGAAAAUAAGUAUUUGGUCAAUAACAAAAGUUUCUCAAUACUUUGUUAUAUACCCUUUGUUGGCAAUGACACAGGUCAAAUGUUUUCUGUAAGUCUUCACAAGGUUUUCACACACUGUUGCUGGUAUUUUGGCCCAUUCCUCCAUGCAGAUCUCCUCUAGAGCAGUGAUGUUUUGGGGCUGUCGCUGGGCAACACGGAUUUUCAACUCCCUCCAAAGAUUUUCUAUGGGGUUGAGAUCUGGAGACUGGCUAGGCCACUCCAGGACCUUGAAAUGCUUCUUACGAAGCCACUCCUUCGUUGCCCGGGCGGUGUGUUUGGGAUCAUUGUCAUGCUGAAAGACCCAGCCACGUUUCAUCUUCAAUGCCCUUGCUGAUGGAAGGAAGUUUUCACUCAAAAUCUUACGAUACAUGGCCCCAUUCAUUCUUUCCUUUACACGGAUCAGUCGUCCUGGUCCCUUUGCAGAAAAACAGCCCCAAAGCAUGAUGUUUCCACCCCCAUGCUUCACAGUAGGUAUGGUGUUCUUUGGAUGCAACUCAGCAUUCUUUGUACUCCAAACACGACGAGUUGAGUUUUUACCAAAAAGUUAUAUUUUGGUUUCAUCUGACCAUAUGACAUUCUCCCAAACCUCUUCUGGAUCAUCCAAAUGCACUCUAGCAAACUUCAGACGGGCCUGGACAUGUACUGGCUUAAGCAGGGGGACACAGCAGGAUUUGAGUCCCUGGCGGCGUAGUGUGUUACUGAUGGUAGGCUUUGUUACUUUGGUCCCAGCUCUCUGCAGGUCAUUCACUAGGUCCCCCCGUGUGGUUCUGGGAUUUUUGCUCACCGUUCUUGUGAUCAUUUUGAACCCACGGGUGAGAUCUUGCGUGGAGCCCCAGAUCGAGGGAGAUUAUCAGUGGUGUUGUAUGUCUUCCAUUUCCUAAUAAUUGCUCCCACAGUUGAUUUCUUCAAACCAAGCUGCUUACCUAUUGCAGAUUCAGUCUUCCCAGCCUGGUGCAGGUCUACAAUUUUGUUUCUGGUGUCCUUUGACAGCUCUUUGGUCUUGGCCAUAGUGCAGUUUGGAGUGUGACUGUUUGAGGUUGUGGACAGGUGUAUUUUAUACUGAUAACAAGUUCAAACAGGUGCCAUUAAUACAGGUAACGAGGGGAGGACAGAGGAGCCUCUUAAAGAAGAAGUUACAGGUCUGUGAGAGCCAGAAAUCUUGCUUGUUUGUAGGUGACCAAAUACUUAUUUUCCACCAUAAUUUGCAAAUAAAUUCAUUGAAAAUCCUACAAUGUGAUUUUCUGGAGAAAAAAAUUCUCAAUUUGUCUGUCAUAGUUGACGUGUACCUAUGAUGAAAAUUACAGGCAUCUCUCAUCUUUUUAAGUGGGAGAACUUGCACAAUUGGUGGCUGACUAAAUACUUUUUUUCCCCACUGUACAAUGUAUGUCAUGCAAGGACAGGAACACUGUGAAAAACCAAGAGACAUUGAGUAUCCUGUGUUGACUUGAUCGUGAGAGAUUGCAUCAUUUCCCGGCCUUGGUUGCUGUCAACCAUAAGUUUGAAAUGAAUGUGGAGUAGACAGAGUGCUAGUAGACCUACAUGUGAUGGGGCUUAAGUGGCUCUCACAGAGCAUGUAGUGUGUUAGUGGUUUACUUAAGGCCAGUGGGGAGAGUGCCAGUGGGCUGUCUGCUCCAGUUGUGCUGAUGGAUGGAUGGAUGAGGAGGGAGGGAGGCUAGCGAUGCGUGCGUGACUAACAGUGGGGCAGGCAGCAGGUGCUACUCCAGCCCUCGGAGCGCUGGAUCAUAUGUCUCAGACCCCAACAUCUGCUCGGAGAGAGAGAGAGAGAGCAGCCUGACAGCCUUCCAGCUCUGCUCUGGAGAAGCCAGCCAGCUAGCAACAGCCGGGCUCAUUCUGCCCCCUGUUCAGACAGACAAUUAGCCUGUAGCCUAUAGCACUAUCAGGCCUUCCAAGGCCAAGUCUAGAUAAAUGCAUGCACAUACUGAUGUUAUGCAGUCUCUGAAAAGGUAGGCAAAUCAUAUAGAACAAGGGUGUCAAACAUACGGCCCGGCCCGCGAGGGGAUCCAAUCCGGCCCGCGGGUGGUUUGAGUUGUUACUUUAAAAUGACUAAAACCAAAUCGAAACUGUGUGGAAAUGAUAAUGGACCUACGUGUCCAGCUCGCUAAUAAUCACCACAUUUUGACGGCUAGGAAGUAUAACCACACGGCGUACAUCAUUACGCGUCUACAAGGGGGAAAUCACUUCCGCAGCAUUCACAGCCAUUUAGAAACAAAAAUGGCCACUCGGGCAGAAUGGCCUUAAUGACAUAGAACUUAUAUUAUAAAUAAACCAUAUUGCAACCUGUCAACAGAGGUUUCAAUUUGGUUCAUUUAUAUAUUAUUCAGAUAUUUUCCCCCUGACUUCCAACCUUUGGUAUAGAAGCUUUCUUCUGCAGAGUCGGUCAUGUACAGUGAGGGGAAAAAAGUAUUUGAUCCCCUGCUGAUUUUGUACGUUUGCCCACUGACAAAGAAAUGAUCAGUCUAUAAUUUUAAUGCUAGGUUUAUUUGAACAGUGAGAGACAGAAUAACAACAACAAAAAUCCAGAAAAAAACGCAUGUAAAAAAUGUUAUAAAUUGAUUUGCAUUUUAAUGAGGGAAAUAAGUAUUUAACCCCCUCUCAAUCAGAAAGAUUUCUGGCUCCCAGGUGUCUUUUAUACAGGUAAGGAGCUGAGAUUAGGAGCACACUCUUAAAGGGAGUGCUCCUAAUCUCAGUUUGUUACCUGUAUAAAAGACACCUGUCCACAGAAGCAAUCAAUCAGAUUCCAAACUCUCCACCAUGGCCAAGACCAAAGAGCUCUCCAAGGAUGUCAGGGACAAGAUUGUAGACCUACACAAGGCUGGAAUGGGCUACAAGACCAUCGCCAAGUAGCUUGGUGAGAAGGUGACAACAGUUGGUGCGAUUAUUCGCAAAUGGAAGAAACACAAAAUAACUGUCAAUCUCCCUCGGCCUGGGGCUCCAUGCAAGAUCUCACCUCGUGGAAUUGCAAUGAUCAUGAGAACGGUGAGGAAUCAGCCCAGAACUACACGGGAGGAUCUUGUCAAUGAUCUCAAGGCAGCUGGGACCAUAGUCACCAAGAAAACAAUUGGUAACACACUACGCCGUGAAGGACUGAAAUCCUGCAGCGCCCGCAAGGUCCCCCUGCUCAAGAAAGCACAUAUACAUGCCCGUCUGAAGUUUGCCAAUGAACAUCUGAAUGAUUCAGAGGAGAACUGGGUGAAAGUGUUGUGGUCAGAUGAGACCAAAAUCGAGCUCUUUGGUAUCAACUCAACUCGCCGUGUUUGGAGGAGGAGGAAUGCUGCCUAUGACCCCAAGAACACCAUCCCCGCCGUCAAACAUGGAGGUGGAAACAUUAUGCUUUGGGGGUGUUUUUCUGCUAAGGGGACAGGACAUCUUCACCGCAUCAAAGGGACGAUGGACGGGGCCAUGUACCGUCAAAUCUUGGGUGAGAACCUCCUUCCCUCAGCCAGGGCAUUGAAAAUGGGUCGUGGAUGGGUAUUCCAGCAUGACAAUGACCCAAAACACACCGCCAAGGCAACAAAGGAGUGGCUCAAGAAGAAGCACAUUAAGGUCCUUGAGUGGCCUAGCCAGUCUCCAGACCUUAAUCCCAUAGAAAAUCUGUGGAGGGAGCUGAAGGUUCGAGUUGCCAAACGUCAGCCUCAAAACCUUAAUGACUUGGAGAAGAUCUGCAAAGAGGAGUGGAACAAAAUCCCUCCUGAGAUGUGUGCAAACCUGGUGGCCAACUACAAGAAACGUCUGACCUCUGUGAUUGCCAGCAAGGGUUUUGCCACCAAGUACUAAGUAAUGUUUUGCAGAGGGGUCAAAUACUUAUUUCCCUCAUUAAAAUGCAAAUCAAUUUAUAACAUUUUUGACAUGCGUUUUUCUGGAUUUUUUUGUUGUUAUUCUGUCUCUCACUGUUCAAAUAAACGUACCAUUAAAAUUAUAGACUGAUCAUGUCUUUGUCAGUGGGCAAACGUACAAAAUCAGCAGGGGAUCAAAUACUUUUUUCUUUCACUGUAGUAUUUAUGUUUGUGCCAGAUCAUGGCUCUUCCUCAUGACCCUUAUAUGAGUGCAUAGGCUACUUCCUAAUCUCUUGGGUAUUGUUAGCUGUGAGGGCCUCAUCUUGGGCCAGUGCAUGGCUGUGUGGGUCUAGUAUUGUGUAAGGAUCAGCCACCAGCAUCUGAAGCAUGCACUCUUCCACGUUGCUACUAGUGAGAAGACAAUUCUCAAGGCGAUAUGCUCUGAUGGAGGCUUAUGUCUGCUCUCACCAUAGGCUUGCUCCCUCCCUAAGACGAAGUUGGGGGGGCGGUGGGACUACGGUUCUUCUCCCAUGUGAUUGGCUCAGUGCAGGGCCCAUUACUUCACAUACUGUUGUGUUAUGGUUUACAAAUGAAAUGCUCUGUCUGCUCCCAUACUGAGGAUGCAUGCUGGUUAGUUAGUAUGUCAAGCUGAUGCACUCUCAACACAGGCUGCAUCUCAGACUGAAGAGGUUCAAGCCAGUGAGACUGACUGAUUUAUGGGUCAUAAAGAGUCUGAAUGGUCUUAUGUGUUCCGACGUAUAGGCCGACACACUGGAUUGGUAUACCUAGAAACUCCCAGUUAGUAUUUAUUUGACCUAAGGCUAGCCUCCUAUAGAAAUGUUGUAUUAUGCUCUCUCUAUCUCAAGGUUAUCAAGUCUGCUAUAAUAAUGUGUAGACCUAAACUGUCCUAUAGGACCAGGCCUCAGGCCACUACACCUAAUGAAAGCAAAGGGGCUUCAGCAGUACUUAAUUUCCUCCUCCAAAGCACAUUGUUAAUGUGCUGCAUUAUUGAACUGCACUUGGUCCAGGCAUCACUAGGCUGUUAUGGCUUCAUACCUUAAAUUACCUAAUUGUCCAUUAUCUAAUAUGAUCCCUGAUGCAGCCAGAUGUGCUGUGAUUGGCUCCCCUAGGCUCACUGGGGGAAGGGAUUGCUGAAGUGCUUAGUUUAAGCUGCCUUUUAAUAUGUAUGAAAAUGGUUUAACUUUUAUGAAAGCGAAGGGAGGAGAUUAUUAGCAUUAAAUGAGAGGUUAGCGCUGUCUUGAUUUUGAGAUUUAAUUUCCCCUUCCACUGUAUUCCAGUAUGAUGCUAAAUUAUAACUGUACAGGUUGAUCUGUUUUAAUGGAGACUCCGCAUGAUUAUAAAAGCAUUCUCUCAUUUCAGGAUGCAAAAUUAUGGAUUAUUAUGGAAUAUUUAGGAGGAGGAUCAGCUCUGGAUUUGGUAAGUUUCACUAAGAUUGAGGUGAUGUAGGCCUACACAAUCCAAAGGCUAUAAUCACAUUUCAGUCACGGUGCAUGCAAGUAGCCUAACCAAAUAUUGGUUCAGUAAGACCCUCGACACAAGCCUUCUUGUUGUUUCAGUUGGAGCCGGGUGCCUUGGACGAAACCCAGAUAGCCACAAUUCUCAGAGAGAUCCUGAAGGGGCUUGAGUACCUGCACUCUGAAAAGAAAAUCCACAGAGAUAUUAAAGGUACUGUUCAGAGCACUGUUUGUUUCAUCCCUUUAGCAACAUAGUAUUGUCUAUGUUUAGAUGUAUGGCCAACUGUUGCAACAUGAAUAGCCAACUGUCUUAUUUAACUGGCCAACAUGGUAAAUAUCCUAGCCUGUACUGUUUGUGUUGUUUCCCCCAGCCGCCAAUGUGUUGCUGUCGGAGCAAGGAGACGUGAAGCUGGCAGACUUUGGAGUGGCGGGGCAGUUAACGGACACUCAGAUAAAGAGGAACACGUUCGUGGGCACUCCGUUCUGGAUGGCACCUGAAGUCAUAAAACAGUCUGCGUACGACUCAAAGGUCUGAAAUGCCACAAGCUCUCUCUCAGGUUCAAGGUUAAGAUGACACGUCAGUUCAUAGGUUCAUCCACGUGUUACAAUGGGUCAUGGGAAAUGUCAACAAAAUGUUGAACGCUAACUGUGUUUUCCAUAGUUGUCCAAUGAAGAUUAUUUUUCCUGCCACUGAAUUGCACCGUUGUGCUGUGUAAAGUAGAGGCAUUGCAGAAGUAGCUUCAGCUCUGUGACCUGCUUUGAUCACACUAGAAGCCAGUGCACAGCACUGCACACAGAUGGAAAUAUCACCAGACACAUUAGGAACGGCCACAACAUGCGGCAAACCAGAAACAUUGUCUCGUCCUGGGUUCCUUAAAUGGACUAUUACAGCCUCAGUUGAUAUAGGCCUACUAAAUCGGGCCUUCCUAGUGGGUGUGAAUGUUGUUACUAGCUGGUGCGCUAAUGUGUGAAUAUAAAAUGGAACCCUCUAGUCAAGUUUCAAGAAAUGUUAUUUAUCACUUUCAUCCUGUGAAUCAUGCCAUCUGUAUAUCAGUUGCAUCACCAAACCGGCCCUGUUGGUAUUUCCUAUGAUGUUUGAAGUGAGUAGUGGGAGUGUGACGAAUUUGUUCACAAAUUUUAUUGUUGUGUCUCAGGCGGAUAUCUGGUCGCUAGGCAUAACGGCCAUAGAGCUAGCCAAAGGAGAGCCGCCCCACUCAGAGCUCCACCCUAUGAAGGUCUUAUUCCUCAUCCCAAAGAACAACCCGCCCACCCUGGAAGGAAACUACUGCAAACCCCUCAAAGAAUUCAUAGAAGCCUGUUUGAACAAAGAGCCCAGCUUUGUAAGUGGUGUUUGGGGAGAAAUCGAGCUCAAAUUGCCAUUCUGAUAAUUGUCUUCUUUCUAGAAAGUCAACCCUCUCUGUACAUUAUACAAAGAUGCUAAUGUUGAGCACAUCCAAUAUUUACACUUGCUUGACGCUCUGCGCCUCCUCAGAGGCCAACUGCCAAAGAGCUGCUGAAACACAAGCUGAUCAUCCGGCAUGCCAAGAAGACAUCCUACCUUUCAGAGCUGGUGGACAAGUACAAGAGGUGGAAAGCAGAGCAGUCUCGGGAGGAAUCCAGCGAAGAUGAGUCGGACUCGUAAGUCAUUCUCAUUUGGUCCCUUCGUCUGUCCUCUAGUGUUAUUCAGCAGAUCGUGGCCACUCUUUUCGCUGCAAUUCACACAGAAGGGGUGGUUUACCAGAUUGUGUUUUGGAACAGUUCACUGUAAUGCUCUUUUAAAGGUGCAUGCUUCAGACUGUGUCUCCAUGUCUAAAGGUUGUCUCAAUGUCUUCUCAGGGAGCAGGAUGGUCAGGCGUCUGGAGGGAACGACUCUGGGAACGAUGACUGGAUCUUCAACACCAUCAGGGAGAAGGACCCCAAGAAGUUCCUGAAUGGAGCCGCCCAGCCUGAUGAGCUGGAGAGGAACAAGGUAAGAUGGCACCUGGUUGAAAUAGCAAUAUAACAGCAGUCAUCAGUCACAUGAAAGGGGAUUCAAGAGAGAAAUGCAACUUAGUUUGGGAGUUUGUUUCUCAUGGUUAUUCUCACGCCAAAUGCUGAUUUAAGCAUAGUGUAUAUUCAUACCUCAAGCUUUCUCGUUUCAGUUUUUUAUAUACAUCAUAAUUUAACCAAACAGAGGAGUUCAGGAAGUGGUUUCUGGGCGUUUUCAAUCUCAUGUGGUGUCUCUGUUUAGAAUGCUGACCUUUUACUCUUCUGUUUUUUUUUAGCUCUUUCUCUGAGCCAUCGUUGUAGAAUGAGUGAUUAUACUUCCUUUUUCAGGUGCGAGAAAGUCCAAAGAGGCCUUUGUCACAGAGCUUGUCCACUAUAAUUUCCCCUUUGUUUUCUGAGGUAAGAAUGUAUUUAUGCAAAUGUUAGCUUUUUAUCUUCGGACCUCUUAUGAUGUUCCUAUUUCUAUUUUUAUAUUUUCACUGAAAGGUAUAACCGAGAAUCUCAAUCAAGUUAAAUUAUUCAGUGUCAUACUGUUCUAAGAUCUGGGUGUUGAAGCUAUUGAGGCUACAGCUGCGCACAUGCAUAGAGCCCCACCGUGGAGGCGUCAUAAUAUCCAUAAAACCUAGCAGUCAAACGAGGACAUGGUUCCAAUCGUUUUUCCACCAUUCAUUUUUCCCAUAGGGGAUUUUAGAAACACUUAAAAUAAGGGCUGUGUUAUGUGUAGGCUUACCCUGGCGUGACGUUUUGAUAACCAUGUAAAUCUCUCUAGGACAAGCUGACUGAACCAUUUCCCUGUUUGACCGCUAGGUCUUAUGGGUAUUAUGACUCAUACUGUGGUACUCUAUUAGGAUUAUCCAGUAAACCAUGUGUCAAACCCAAGUGUCUUAGGGUUUUCACUCCUCCCUUGUACUUGAUUGAUGAAGUAAGGGUGGUCCUCUGUAGCUCUAUUGGUAGAGCAUGGCGCUUGUAACGCCAGGGUAGUGGGUUCGAUCCCCGGGACCACCCAUACGUAAAAAAAAUGUAUGCACACAUGACUGUAAGUCGCUUUGGAUAAAAGCGUCUGCUAAAUGGCAUAUAUUAUUAUUAUUAUUAUUAUUAUUAUUAUUAUAAUUAGUAAAGAACUCCCCACACCUGCUUGUCUAGGUCUUAAUUGAAAAAACAAAAACCAGCAGACACUAGGCCCUCCAUGGAAUGAGUUUGACAUCCCUGCAGUAAACGGUCUCUCCUUCCCUUGCAGUUAAAAGAGAAGCAGGUUGAGGCGACCAAUGGCAAGCCAGAGGCUGUAGAUGAGUUGAGGGAGGCCAUUUUCCUGGCAGAAGAGUCAUAUCCUGGCAUCUCUGACUCCCUGGUGUCUGAACUAGUGCAGAGACUACAGAGGUAAUGGCAAUACCAUCAUUGCCUCCAUGAUUUGAUUAGGUUAUAGCUUCAAGGUUUCUGCUCAUACAUUUUCAUUUUAUUCCAACAUUAGGGUGCAGACCUGUUGUUUCUCACACCUCCAUCGCAAGCUACAUCUUCACAUUUUUAAUUCCUCCUUUGCUUCUGCAGGUUUUCUCUACCCAGGGCCGCCUCCUUUCAGUGAGACCUGCUGUGUCCAGCAACCCUCCACCUCCCACCCAUAGCAGCAGUCAGUCCAUGGCCUCUGACAUCAACAGCCAAGAUGAAGUCUCCCAGGAA